AACGGGCCUUGACAGGGCCGUUUUGUUUGGUGCAGAGGGAAGGUCCCCAGAAGUGCCGUUUACAGAAUUUCUGCAGAAAGUGUGGGUCAGGCUGACAUGAGGGAAGAAUGACGGGGGAUAUCACAGCAAGGAGAAGGAAAAACACCUCAGCAUGGCGUGGGGAAGCAAAGGAAUUCAGGGCUGGGAAAAUUUAGCCGAGUCAUCACAUUUGGCCACUGCCCGGAAAAGCAGCCCUCCCGAGUCAGGAACGGGCUCCGGUUCAUCACGUGGCAGCCGCCUGCAGGAGCCGCAGUUCCAUGGACCAAAGACAGAGGAGAAUCCUGGGCCAGCCCCUUUCCAUCCCUACUUCCCAGCCCAAGCAGAAAAGGACAUCACUGAUAUCUUUCUUUUCCAAGGUCUCUUGGAAACUGAGGUUCCAGAAGCGGGAGCCCCUGAAGAAUGUGCUUUUCAUCUUGGCAGAAAGAGCUCGGGACCCCAAUGCUAAAAAGCGUCACAUGGCAAUGAGAGGCCUGCGAACCAUGGCCCGUGAAGCCCCUGACAAGGUGAGAAAGCAUAAGAAAAUUGUCCUCGACCUGCUGGUGUACGGAUUGUAUGACCCUGUGAGUUUGGAAGUCAUCCAUGAGAGUAUGAAGACUCUGACCGUCGUUCUGGGCAAGAUCCAGGGGAAAGGUUUGGGUUCCUUCUUCAUAGACAUCACACUUCAGACCAGGACUUUAUUAGAUGAUGAGAAUGACAGUCUGAGAUACUCGGCCUUUGUUUUGUUUGGGCAAUUGGCUGCCUUUGCUGGGAGGAAAUGGAAAAAAUUUUUCACCGGUCAGGUUAAGCAGACACGAGAUUCCCUCCUGAUCCAUUUACAGGACAGAAACCCCCAGGUUGCCAAGGCUUGCAAAACAACAUUUCGAGCCUGUUCUCCAUAUCUGAAACUAAGGAAGGAAUACAGCUUCCAGAGCGAAGAAGAUCAAAGGAACACUAAGCUCUACCGGCAGCUGAGCCAUUAUCAUCCAGAGAUCCUGCAGUUCUUCUACGCAAAUAAAAUUCUGUAAGCGCAGAGCAGCAGGGAAAUGGUUCUAUGUGAGGGCAUUGCUGAGCCAUCGUGUUCCCCUGUUUUAUCUCACUGGAUGCCUCUUCUCCUUGCCUCUUGGGAUUGUAAUGGAAAAGAGGGUGCUGGGAGAGCAAUCAAAGGCAAAAAUAAUACAUGGAAUUGUAUGAUUAUAUCUAAAGUAAAAUUCUAGACUGCUUUCACUUA
Messenger RNA from Mandrillus leucophaeus (drill), 1246 nucleotides. RefSeq names its product maestro (gene MRO). The record is from RefSeq and is a predicted model, not a curated record. Bases 297 to 1043 code for a protein of 248 amino acids. The transcript has 8 exons. Gene Ontology annotation, cellular component: cytoplasm. Lineage: Eukaryota; Metazoa; Chordata; Mammalia; Primates; Cercopithecidae.